UACUGCGCUCGGAACCCGUCCAACGACCCGUGCCUCGGCUGGCAGGUGUUCGGCGAUGGCUGCACCGAUUGUGCACGAAGCUGCGCCUUCUUGGACGGCUUGGACAUCAAGGGCAGCGUGUGCCCGCAGCAGUGGCAGGGCCAGUACGCCGGGACUGCCUCGUGCAAGUCGUGCUGGGAGGGAGAGGACUGCGGGUGGACUUGUGACCUGACAGACGGCACCAAGGCCGGCGUCGACCUGCAGGCGUACGUCCACGCGUCUCACGGAGAGGGCUACUGCGCUCGGAACCCGUCUAACGACCCGUGCCUCGGCUGGCAGGUGUUUGGCGAUGGUUGCACCGAUUGUUAGGAAGUCGGGUCGCCUCAAUCCUCCUGCAUGCAAGCAGCUGGUCCAUCCGAGUAGAGCUUCUCCUAACGGGCCCAGGGGGCGCGCCUCGUUCGUCGCGCCGACAGCGCGCGACGCCGUACAGCUUGUGUAAGGGAAUUUGACGUGCAGAGCGAGUGUUCUGCAAGCUUCAGUGUCCACGGUGGCAAAGAUGAAGACAUUCGCGUCAUCCAGUUGGUCGGAGGUUAAUAGAACCCGCACGUUGCCAAGUCGAUUAGCGAAUUGCCACUUGUUGAUUCUCGAGAAGGUUUGCGG
Molecule: messenger RNA, 639 nt
Organism: Prorocentrum cordatum
Lineage: Eukaryota; Dinophyceae; Prorocentrales; Prorocentraceae
Source: the annotation of a GenBank genome assembly